GGGCAGACUGUGCAGCUUCCUUGUUACUUGGAAUAUUUGAGACUAAUAAACUACGAUCAAGAUGAAGUUUAUACUUUUGACAACCGUGGUCACAUUUUAUACUUUACAAGUACAGACAAAUGUUCUGUUUCCAAGAAAAUUUAAAUCAAUAAAGAACGAAAUUGCUAGCUAUGAAGAUAUUGCUAAGCAGAUAAUUAAUCUGGCUGUAUACGGCAGUGCGCAGAAUAGAUCUUAUGACAGACUGGCACGUUUUGUUGAUACUGUGGGAAAUAGAAUGAGUGGAACUGAUAAUCUCAAAAACGCUAUCAAGUAUAUGUACAAUGCUCUUCAAGAGGAUAAACUACAAAAUGUUUCUUUGGAGGCGGUAAAAGUUCCACAUUGGGAACGUGGAGAGGAGAUGGCAAUUAUGAUAAAACCAAGGGUUAAAAAUCUAGCCAUAUUAGGACUUGGUGGAAGCAUUGGAACUUCAUCAGAAGGAAUAACGUCUGAAGUCAUUGUGGUGUCGUCUUUCACAGAACUGCACAGCAGGGCCAAAGAGGCCAAUGGAAAAAUUGUUGUAUACAACCAACCUUUUGUCAGCUACCCUGAAACGGUGCAGUACAGAGCUUACGGAGCAGUGGAAGCAGCUAAAGUUGGAGCAGUGGCCUCUCUGAUCAGAUCAGUAACCCCUUUCUCUAUUAAUAGCCCACAUACAGGAUGGCAGGAUUACCAGGAUAAUGUGCCCAAGAUUCCCACUGCCUGUAUUACAGUGGAAGAUGCUGAAAUGUUGGCUCGAAUAGCAUCACGAGGAGACAAAAUUAUUAUCAGUCUGAAAAUGGGCGCAAUAAACCAUCCAGAUGCAGACUCCUACAAUACCAUUGCAGAGAUUAUUGGGAGCAAAUAUCCAGAACAGGUUGUAAUAGUGAGUGGACAUCUGGACAGCUGGGAUGUCGGGCAAGGAGCCAUGGAUGAUGGUGGUGGCGCUUUUAUAUCAUGGGAGGCACUGUCUCUCAUUAAAGAUCUUGGUCUCCGCCCUAAAAGAACAGUUCGUCUAGUGCUUUGGACUGGGGAAGAACAAGGAGGAGUGGGGGCCCGUCAGUAUUAUGAGUCACACAAAGGGAACAUUGCUAACUUUGACCUUGUUAUGGAGUCGGAUAUGGGUACUUUCAUGCCAGUUGGUAUACAAUUUACUGGAAAUACUAAGGCACGGGCCAUCAUGAAUGAAGUCAUGCAGCUGCUCAAGCCUAUCAAUAUCACCAACCUUUAUAAGGAUGCUGAAGGAACCGACAUUAAUUACUGGAUAAAUGCUGGCGUCCCAGCUUUGGAUGCCUAUGUGCCCAUGUGUGCUGCUGUCCAGCUGCAACUAUGAUGUUCUGAAGAAAUUCCCUACGGAAAAUGAUGGGCAAGGAAUUUAGUUAAUGGAUAAAUAAUUUUAACAAAAUUCCAUUGAACUGAACAACACAAUGAACUAAUCUGAAAUGCAAAAAAUAAAUAAAUUACAAAUUAUUCAAAACAAAUGUAUUGAUCUAUGCACAUGUCCAAUUAGGAGAACACAGAAUUUUGUUUAGGAUUCUAAAGAUAAAGCUUUGAAUUUUUUGCUUUUUAUUUUACAUUGCACUUAAAACUCCAGCCAUUCUCAGCAAUUGUUUUUGUCUUAACGGGACAGUUUAAUCCAGAAUUGAUUAAAAAUAUAGAUAAUCCCUUUAUUAUCCAUUCCCCAGAUUUGCAUAACCAACACAGUUAUAUUAAAGGGACAGUCAACACCAG
This is a messenger RNA of Bombina bombina (fire-bellied toad), 1746 nucleotides long. It is a transcript of the gene CPQ, whose product is annotated as carboxypeptidase Q. NCBI's taxonomy places the organism in Eukaryota, Metazoa, Chordata, Amphibia, Anura, Bombinatoridae. Gene Ontology annotation, biological process: proteolysis; peptide catabolic process. Gene Ontology annotation, molecular function: metallodipeptidase activity. The transcript is spliced from 8 exons. The record is from RefSeq and is a predicted model, not a curated record. Bases 62 to 1348 code for a protein of 428 amino acids.